CGCCGCCCCCGCCCCGCGCGCCGCCCGCGCCAUGAAGCACAUCCCGGUGCUCGAGGACGGGCCGUGGAAGACCGUGUGCGUGAAGGAGCUCAACGGCCUCAAGAAGCUCAAGCGGAAAGGCAAGGAGCCGGCGCGGCGCGCGAACGGCUAUAAAACUUUCCGAUUGGACUUGGAAGCGCCCGAGCGCGCCGCCGCCGCCGCCGCCGCCACCAACGGGCUGCGCGACGGGACCCAGCGGCUGCAGCCGGUCGCGGCCCCCGUGCCAGCCCCGGCGGCGCCGGCUGUGCCCUCAGGUGGGGGCGCAGACCCGGCCGGGGAGCGCCGGGGCGCCCGGGCGCCGGAGGUCCCCGACGCGCGGAAACGCGGCUUUGCCCUGGGCGCAGCGGGCCCGGGGCUCCCCACGCCGCCGCCGCCGCCGCCGCCGCCCCCGGGCCAAGGACCCGGGGGUCCCGAGGCGCAGCCUUUCCGGGAGCCCGGCCUGCGUCCCCGUAUCUUGCUGUGCGCACCGCCCGCACGCCCCACGCCGCCGGCGCCCCCCGCGCCCCCCGAGGCGUCCGCGCGCCCAGCGCCCCCCACGCGCCCCGGGGAAAGUUCUUACUCGUCAAUUUCACACGUAAUUUACAAUAACCACCCGGAUUCCUCCGCGUCGCCUAGGAAACGGCCGGGCGAAGCGACCGCCGCUGCCUCGGAGAUCAAAGCCCUGCAGCAGACCCGGAGGCUCCUAGCGAACGCGCGGGAGCGGACGCGGGUGCACACGAUCAGCGCCGCCUUCGAGGCGCUCAGGAAGCAGGUGCCGUGUUACUCAUAUGGGCAGAAGCUGUCCAAACUGGCCAUCCUGAGGAUCGCCUGUAACUACAUCCUGUCCCUGGCGCGGCUGGCCGACCUUGACUACAGUGCCGACCACAGCAACCUCAGCUUCUCUGAGUGUGUGCAGCGCUGCACCCGCACCCUGCAGGCUGAGGGACGUGCCAAGAAGCGCAAGGUGCCUGAAGACCACCUCAUUAGUUCUCCUGGAUGCUGCCAGACUCUCUUCCUUCUCCAAACUGUUAAAAUUGGGCAUAGUUGGAAGUGCCUGUUUUCACAAAACCUCAGCUGGAGGGAACAGACGGGAAGGAAGGUGCCCGGGAGGGCACGCUGUGGGCAGGGCCCAGGUCGUCGGUGUUCAGGGCUUGGACAAGAGGCGCAAAGACACCAACAGCGUCAGGGGGACAGAGUGGGCUCGUCAGAGAGCGACACGGAGAUGCUGGGGGAACACAGUGGCAUUGAUAAACACCCUUGUGCUUGGGCCCCUCAGCUGAUUGCAGAAUGACAUGAAGCCUUUUUUAAGAACUGGCUGCCUCUGCCAGAAGCUUCUGGGAGAUGUCUGCCUGGAAUCCGGGCAUCUCCUGGGAGCAGUCACCGGGUGGCCUGUCCAGAGGCCACGGGGUGCUGGGGCAAAGCUGGCAGCUGGGACACCAGCAUUGGGGAGGAAGGGAGAUGGCGAGGCUCUGCCCGCCUUCCUCACAACCCUGGAGCCCGGAUGAGGAGCUGGAGUCAGGCGCAGGAGGAGGCUGGGAACGGGAUGCCUCCCGAGUGUCAGAGGCUGAUGAUUUCAUGUGGGAGGGGUGCACACAGGUCAAGGCUAGGAACUGGGGGGGUCUCCCCUUUCCUUUCUCAAUUCCCUGCACCCCUUUCCCACUGUCCCCCAACCUGCCAUCCCAACAGUCCCAGAAGCUCAGGAGCCCCUCACCACAGCAGUGGGAAAAGCCUGAUGUCCCGCAUGGGUGGCUGCCUCCCUUAGAGGCCAGGGACUCUGGGCAUUGGAGGGCGUCUGUGUGUCUCAUCUACACUGUACCCAGUCCCCUGCAUUCAUUUCUGUGCCCACUUUCCCCUCUUCUUCCUUCUCCAUUUUAGUUGGAGAGAGGCAGCUCUGGAAAGGCCAAAUAUUUAUGUUUAUUGCAAUUUCAGAGCCAGUAAUCUCACCAUCUGAAGGGCUCAGAGCGGGCUGAGACCCACCCUCUCCACUUGGUCUCAGUGGGCAGGUGUCUGGGUAUGGACUCUGAAGCCAGCUCAGCUCUGCCCUGGGGCUGUCUGUGUGACUGGGUGGCCUUGUUCAAGUGUCCUAUCGGGAAGAUGCCCAGCCUGCCUCCCAGAUCUACUCAGGAAUUGAUGCACAAACUAUGUGAAAUUGUUUUUGUUAACUCCCUCCUCCCUCUCAUGUCUCUGCCUGAGAAAUUGGCCUUCAUGGGGCCAAAGAUAAGGAGGGCCUGGAGAAAGAAUGACUACUGGCCCCAGGCCUCUGGUUAUAGUGUGGAGUCGGCCCAGUGACCAGAAAUUGCUUUCCAGCCCUGUGGCUUCCAGAGGACAAGGGAGGUGGGACAAGUCUGCCCUGCCUACUGCUCAACCCUGAGCCCCUAUACCCAGCACAGUGGGUACAGGCCUGGAUCAGAGGGGUGCCAGCAGGCCCCAGUCCCUUGCCCAUCCUUGAGCUGGUCAUCCACUCUCCACGUCCCUGCCCUAGCAGACCAGAAAGUGGUUCUAGGGGAAAAUAUUAAUCCUUGCCUUCCUUGAGCUUCCUAGUAACCCUAUUUCUGUAGGGAGCUAUUCUUUCUUUCAAGACCCUCCUGUUCUCCGCCUGGAAUUGACAGCCACCUGGGACCUGGCCCAGCUGCUCCAGCUCAGCGGGCCCCCCACCUGAGCCCCUCCUGACAGUGCUGCCAGAAGCCAGGUCUGACCACCUCACUCCCUGCUCAGGACCCUUGGGGGCUCCCCCUAGGCCGUGGGUGGAGGCCACACUCUUACCCCUCAGUGACCUGGCUCCAGCUGGUCACUCCCUGUGUCCCAAUUUAUACUCUAGCAACAAGGAACUCCUCGCCCAAAGGGGCUAUUUUUGGCCUCUGUGCUCAUGUCCCUUCUGCCUGAAAUGCCCUUCUCCCCUGUCUGUCUGGCUAACUCCUGCUCUUUCUGGAAGGCUCAGUUCCUCCUGGAAGCCCUCCCUGACCCCUGCCGGGUCUCCUCCUCAGGGCCUCACAGCAUGCCUCCUCGGCAUCAUGGCCGCUCUGCUGCCUUCACCUCGGGGAUGUGUCUAGGCUAAUGCAGGAGCGUGUCUUGUGAUACGCUAUGAAGUAAUGAUAUAAGAUGUUGUAUUAUGUGAUAUACUGGAGUUCAUGCUAUGUCAUUACCUCGUAUUUUUAGCUGGUACGUUAUACGAUAAAUUAUGUGAUACGUAACCCCAGCACUACGUUACAUUAUGUUAUACGGUGUUUGUGUAGUGCCUGCUUCUCUAACCAGACUGGGGGCCCUUUCAAUUUGCUGUCCCAGCUUCUGGCAAAUAGUAGGCCCCCAAAUAAUGAUACUACAUUCCUUUAACUAAAAUCCACAUAGCUGGCGCUGAAUAUUCCUAUGCUGAUGACCAAGACUCUAGGGAGGGGUAACCUAGGGGCUUCAGGACACAACCAGGGAAAUGUCCUGGUGCUCCCUGAGGCCCCUGUUUGGGGACUUUGUAUCCUUGUCCUCUUGAAUCAGUGAGGAAAGCUUUGCAAUGCAGAUCAAAGAACCCCCUCAAGCAGCAGCUUAAACUAAGUAGGGGCUCCUGUUUCUCAGGACAGGUGAAGGGAAGUGGCUGCUCCUUGGGCUCCAGGGCUUCUUCUUAUGGUCUAGUCUGCCUCAUGGCUGCAUAGUAGCUGCCACAGCACUGAGAACUUCAUCCUCCUGCUGCAUACAAAGGCAGUACAGGGACUUUGCUGUUUGCUGGAAAGAACAUUUCUCCUCAUCAGUUCAGUCACCGUGCCCAGACAUCCCCUACCUACCCUGGAAGAAGGGGUGCUCCCCCUGAAAUUGAGAAAGACACAGGCUCUCUUGGCCAGGAGUGCAGCAGGCUUAAACAGCCAUAUGGCUCAUCCUGGAUGAUUGACCCUGAUUUGUGACAGUGGUUCUCAUCUCAGUGGGGCUAACCAGCAUUACAACCUUAACCAUAGUUCCAGAGCCCCACUUCCAUAAGCUUGUUCACUCUUCACCAUGACUCUGCAAAGUGAGCACCAGUAGCUCCAUUUUCAGCUGAUAGCACUGAGAUUAAAAGAACCUGAAGGACCAGGCCAGGCCACUAGUGACCUUGUACCUCUCUGCACUGUGCUUUAUAGUUUGCAGAGCCCUCUUGUGUGUAUUACUCACUUGACUCAUACAGCAGUCUACAUGCACAUUUCUUACCACGGCAGCUAGAUUGGGAGGCUGGGACCCAGAGGUGAAGCCACCCACCCAGGUCAUACAGCUGGGCAGGCCCGGCAGGGCGAGUUAGACUCCUCAGCUCCAGGACACAGGUGCUUCUGAAUCUAGACCAUCGAUGUCCUCUGCUGCCCCCAGGGUGGGAGUGUGAACUGCAGAUGGUGUCUGCCAGUACAAGGCCCUGGGGCUGAGAGAUGUGGUCUGAGUGGCAGCCCAGCCACUCAUGAGCUUUUUGAUCUCAGGCACUUGCCUUCUCUGAGCUCUGCUCCACCUAAAGCAUGGAGGAAAGUGGCCAUGGGUGAGCAGGCUUCAAUGAAACAAUGUCUGUGAAUGGGCUUUGUCAGCUGGAAGGGGUUCCUGGGGCACCAGGAAGGUGGGCAGAGGGACCCCCAGCAUCCCCUCCCUACCCAGUGAUUUAGAAAAUGGAUACCAGACUGGGCUGCCCACCGAGGACUUGAUGCCAUUGCCAGGUAGAGGACACCCCGUCUGCUGUCGUGUGUGUACACACACAGGUGUCCUGGAGUGCCUGUAGGCACCGUCCGUCAGGGUCACACGGGGCGGGGGCUCCUACAUGGGUGGGUUGAGUUCCUGUCUAGGGGGUAGAAGAUGCUGCUGAGGAUCACCCGCCAACUCCGUGACACAGUGAUGCUCUCCUGCCACCGCAUCCCCCCACCCCCACACACAGGAUGCAGGUGGACAGCCAGUGUGGUUAUUUGCAAAGGUUGACCCACUUAGACCCACCGACCCCCUUCACAUAUACACACAGUGAUUCUUACUUGUUCAGUCUCUUUAGUUAUAUAAGCAGAAAAAGAUGAAGAAACCAUGAGGGCCCUGCACAUUUAUUUAAGAAUAAAUACUUUUGACUGUUUCCUAUGUACCAGGCAUUGUUCUAGGUGCAGGGUCACUGUGGAGAACAAGACAGAGGCCCCACCCGGUGGAGUGCAGAGCUCCAGAACACAAAGGCCAUGCAUAAAAAGCUCAUAGGAGAGCCCUGGGAGGUGGGGGGCAUUCUUCUGAGCCCCUUAUUCUUAAUCUGUGCAUAGCUUUUAUGAGCUUGACUCCCUGGUGCCUCUGAUCAGAGCAGCUGAACAGAAAGAACCUAUUGAAGUGGGAGACCAGCUCCUGGAGCAGGUGCUGGCGACAGCACCCGGAGUCACAGCCAGUGGCCCGAUGGUGUGGGAAGAGACAGAGAAACAAAAAGAGCAAUGCCAGAGAUUCAGAAGAGCCAAGAGCCUUGUGUCAUUUAGUGUUGGGGGAAGGGGCCCCAAAAGCCUUGAGGACCUGGGGAGUCUCCAGUGGCCCAAUGUUUUUGGGCUUGACCUUGGGUUGUCAAGAGGAAGCUAAAGUACAUCCAGUAACUAGUCUGACUACAAAUGCAGGGAAGUGCAUCAAUUAUUGGGAAGGGACCUGUCCAAGCUGUUUGGCACAGAAAACACGAGGCUUCCUUUCUCUAAAGAAAUCUGCUUCUGUGGAAGGGCUGGUUCUAGGAUGUCAGCGUGGGGAGGGCAGGGCUCCUUGUCUGUUUUGCUCAUUGCAGGAUCCCCAGGGCUUCAAAGGGAGCAGGGCAUGGUCUAAACACUCAGUAGAUAUAUGCCGAAUGAGUGGAAGAAUGGAAGCAGAGGGGAAGGAAGGGUUUCCACUUGUCUUUCAUAGCCUCUCGCAGGCGGCUCCUCUGUGCCCAGUACUGAGUGAGAGCUAAUGGACAAACAGCAGGGAGCCCCCAGACACACAGACACACACGUGUGGUCUGACUUGUGGCUGCCCAAUGCUGAGUACUUUGCAUUGCCACCAUUGUGUUCAAGCUGUAGAUUACUGUUAUUACCAUUUUAUAGGUGAAGAAACUGAGGCACAGAGAGGUUAAGUAACUUGCUCAAAGUCACACAGCUGGUAGACUGGGGAAACCAGGAUUCAAACAGAGGCUGUGUGAUGCCACAGCUGGCACAUUCAACCCCGGAGCUGUAUUGCCUUCAAGAAGGUAUUUUACCCAUGCACGUGGGUAAAAUACUCGUUUCUUUUCCUGUCUUGGCCUUUCCCUUGUGCAGCUGGAAGCUACUUUUGUGAUGUCACUGAUGGACAGGGUAGCAGUGAGUAAAGAGCCUUGAUCAGAGAUGUCCCACCCUUGCCUGGAUUCCCAUAGUGCUUCCAGAAUCUAGCUGAGGGGUCUAGGGAUGGUGAGAAGGGGGAGGAGGUGUUUUUCUCACCUUAAAGCUGCAUUUGCACAGUUUUUUGUGGAAGUCACUUGAUUUGGGGGGGCUCUCUGGGGACUUCAUGACCACCUGUUGUUUCCCUCACUGGUCCUGAAAUAUCCACAACUAGACUCCUUCCUGGGGGUCUCCUGGACAGGGAGUCUUUGCAAAGGCUUGCUGGCCAGCGCUUGAGCAUGAAAUGGCUUGUCUGCCUGGUGCCCCAUCACUGGCUGCCUUCAGUUGUGGUAAGGACUGGGGAGGGGGGCACUGAGAGACGCAGAGGAGUGACAGGGAGCCAUCCCCAGCUGGGGAAGAAGCAGGCCUGACAGGGACCUGUCGACACAAUGGCUAGAUAUGCAUGUCUGCGUGUAGUGUGUGUGGGAGCAGGGGGGAGAGGGGAGCAGUGAGGGUCAUGGAUCAGAGCCCACCGAGAGGCGGGGCCUUCCUCACCUGGCCAGGCCACCUGUCUGGCCAGCUGUCUGCUCCCCUCGAGUCUGAGCGCCUCCUCUGGCUGUGGGCAAGGUCAUGGGCUCCUUGAGCUCCUGGGGUCUGGAAGAGCAGUGUGUAGCCAAGUGGAAUUGGCUGGACAGCAUCACAGAAUGGGAAGCAGAUGGGAAGCUGCGGCAGCUGGGCCUCCGGCCCUCUCUCAGGCCAGCUCGACCCUCACAGUGCCUUGUGCUCGGGGUCGGGGCCGAGAAAGACAGAUAGGCUGACGGACAGGGAGAGAGAAACAAAGGAGAGGCCAAGAGAGAGUUGGCACAGAGAUGUAUAGGGGAAGCGUGGAGAGGGAAACUGAGAGAUUGGCAGCCAGAGAGAGUGGCCUGUAGCCCAAGAAGGCGUCAGUGUGGCAGGGGCUGUGGGCUCCCCCUCUUGCAGGCUCAGUGGGCUCCUUACAGGCUCUGAUCAGGGAGUGCCAGGCCUCCCACUGCCUGCCACCUUUCCCUUAGGCUCACGGGACAGAGACUGAGAUUUUCUUAGAACCAAGGAAGGUGGCAGCUGAGUGGAUGGCCUGGGGACCUGCCAGUCCAGCUUGCCAGUGGAGAAGCUGAGCUCUCCAGAAAGUGGUCAUGGGGUCUGUCUUGCCCUCCUGCCUCCCAGCAGUGUGGCCCUAGGGAAGCCAAGAAACUGUGCCAGCCUCCCUCUCCUCAUCUGCAAAAUGGGAACAGCAGUGGCCACCUCCUAGGGAGUAAGAGCACAUGCAAAGGAGUGUAGCAUGGCACCUGGCACGAGGCCACCCUUGGUCAAUAAAUUGUAGCUCUAAGCACUAAUUCACUCC
Messenger RNA from Canis lupus familiaris (dog), 7662 nucleotides. It is a transcript of the gene ATOH8, whose product is annotated as atonal bHLH transcription factor 8. The record is from RefSeq and is a predicted model, not a curated record. NCBI's taxonomy places the organism in Eukaryota, Metazoa, Chordata, Mammalia, Carnivora, Canidae. Gene Ontology annotation, molecular function: DNA-binding transcription factor activity; protein dimerization activity. The transcript has 3 exons. Bases 32 to 1309 code for a protein of 425 amino acids.